CGACUGCUCCAGCGUCCCUCUCCGCCCGCCCUGCAGCUUGCAGCCCCCAAACCCCGCCGUGGGGGCGCGGCGAAGGGGCCGAGUGGCGCUGGGUGGCGGCUCGCAGCCUCGAUGUGCGCCCGCGCGGGUGGGCGAGUCCGGAGAUUAUAAACGAGACUCUUCUGGAGAAGAGAAGAAUGACUGACUUUGCAGGGUCAAGAUCCUAGGGGAUCGCUGCAAAAAUGACCCUGGCAAAACUCUGGCUUGCGCCCCCUGCUCUGACUCCCUGGUCACUUAUAGUUAUUCUCUUCUCUAUACAACAUGUAUGUGGGAGUGGAAAGGAGUUUAUUGGUCCCUGUGGAGGAAGAGAUUGCUCUGUUUGCCACUGCUUUCCUGAAAAAGGGUCUCUGGGUCUCCCAGGACCUCCUGGGCCACAAGGUCCAAUCGGACUCCUGGGAGGUCCAGGACCCAUCGGGAUCCCAGGAAAGAAAGGACUGAUAGGUGACAGCGGCCCUCCAGGAGCAGCGGGGGACAAAGGAGACCAGGGUCCAACAGGUGUUCCUGGAUUUCCAGGUUUGGAUGGCAUGCCUGGGCACCCUGGGCCCCCAGGAUCCAGAGGGAAACCUGGACGGGACGGCUACAAUGGCUCAAGAGGGGACCCCGGCUUUCCCGGAAGAGGAGGAACUCCCGGCCCAGAAGGCCCCCCAGGCCUUCCAGGGGAAAAUGGAGAAAAAGGAAAUUCGGUGUUCAUUGCGGGUGCUGUUAAAGGCAUUCAGGGGGACACAGGCGACCCCGGACCUCCGGGCUUUGCGGGUCCUACAGGUGCAAGAGGACCAGUGGGCUCGAUGGGUUACCCAGGAGAGCCAGGGCCCCCUGGUCCCCCAGGUCACCCCGGCAGCCCUGGUGUGAAGGGUAACUCCGGCGUGGGAAUAAAGGGGCAAGCGGGAGACCCGGGUGAGGUUGGCCGACAGGGCUUUCCUGGACCUAUGCUACUGGUGCAUCCCUUUGAUUUACAUUUCCUUAAAGGAGAAAAGGGUGUGAAGGGAAUACCUGGGAUGAUUGGACCCCCAGGAUCUCCAGGACCCAAGGGAGAACCUGGUAUUUGUGCAAAAGGAGAAAAAGGAAUUCCUGGGUUCCCAGGACCUCCGGGCUACUCUGGUUACCAUGGAUCUCCAGGUUUUCCAGGACAAAAGGGACAACCAGGAUUGGUAGGAGACCGUGGUCCUUACGGAUUUCCUGGCUUAAAGGGGGAUCCUGGCGAUCGCGGGUACCCAGGACCACCAGGUGUCUUGGCAACUCCAUGUUUUCCACAAAAAGGUCCUCCAGGGGACCCGGGACCCCCUGGCUGCGAUGGAGACAUGGGAGAUGUUGGGCCUCCAGGUCCCCCUGGUUGCCCGGGGAGAAAAGGGGAAGACAAUGAAGGCUGGAUCGGUCCCCCUGGGCCACCAGGCCCUCCAGGUCAUCCAGGAAUUCCAGGGGAGCCCGGAGUUCCCGGGAGACCUGAUACUCCAGGAAAACCAGGGGCCCCAGGAUCCCCGGGGUUACCUGGACCCCCAGGACUACCCGGACCACCAGGAUCGCCUGGUGUCCAUUGCACUGUGGGGCCACCCGGGUCACCCGGAGCCAAAGGCAAAAGCGGAGCUCCUGGAGGAAAAGGCUCAAAAGGAGAAAAAGGAAACGAGGGGGACUGUGCCUGUGAGCCUGGUCCCAAGGGCCCCCCAGGUCCUCCAGGGCCCCCUGGGAGACCGGGGAGUAAGGGAGACUUGGGGCCCCCUGGAUGGCCUGGCGAGAAGGGUGACCCGGGCCCCCCUGGAGCAGAAGGAUGUCCAGGACCUCCAGGAAUACCUGGUGCCAUCGGACCACCUGGCCCCAAAGGAGAAAAGGGUGACUUGGUUGUAUCAAGAGUUAAAGGGAACAAAGGAGAAAGAGGCCCUGACGGGCCACCAGGAUUUCCAGGGGAGCACGGACAGCAUGGUCAGGAUGGACGUAAAGGAGAAACAGGGGACCCAGGACCCCCAGGGGACCAUGAGGAUGCAGUUCCGGGUGACCCAGGGCCUCUGGGGCCUCCGGGCGCCCCAGGCAGAAUGGGCCCCAUGGGGCUUCCGGGACUGGCGUAUCCUGGUUUCCCCGGGCAUAGAGGACAACCAGGAGUUCCAGGACGUCCGGGUGACCCGGGCCCUGACGGCGUGAAGGGUCAGAGAGGUGAUACCAUUCCUUCUGACGUAAUCUACCUGGGGAGUCCAGGCCCACCAGGUUUGGAUGGACCUCCAGGUCCGAAGGGGUUUCCGGGUCCCCCGGGUGCACCGGGGCCGAGGUGUUUCGAUGGUCAGAAAGGUCAACCAGGCAGACCAGGGAGGUUUGGAGUUCCUGGCCCACCCGGUCUUGGUGGUGAACCAGGAGACCCAGGUCCUAAAGGUGAAAUGGGGACCUCACUUAUGGGGCCCCCAGGCCUGCCCGGUUCACCUGGAGUACCUGGUCAGAAAGGAAUCCCCGGAGACCCAGCUUAUGGCCCCCCAGGCCCCCCAGGGGACAACGGAAGCCCAGGAGCACCCGGUUCACAGGGACCGAGAGGGGCCCCAGGCUUCCCUGGGGCAGCAGGACCACCUGGCAUGCCUGGGUCCCCAGGUCUCAAAGGUCUUAAAGGCAGAGAAGGGAUGACUGGGUCUCCAGGUUUGCCAGGAACCCCUGGCCAUUCCUGUGCCGAAGGCGCUCCAGGGAGACGAGGGCCGCCGGGGAUGCCUGGCGCUCCAGGGAGUCCAGGUGCCCCAGGUUGGAAAGGAGAACGAGGAGAUGAGGGGUCCCCUGGAGCAUUUGGAAGGAGGGGCCUCCGUGGGGUCCCCGGACUUCCAGGGAAAGAUGGGCCUCAAGGACCGCCAGGCUUCCCCGGUCCCCCUGGGGACGACGGACUUCCGGGUCCUCCAGGCCCCAAGGGGCCCCAGGGACUGCCUGGCUUCCCAGGCUUUCCAGGAGAGAGAGGGAAGCCUGGUGCUGACGGGCACCCUGGCAGGAAAGGAGAACCUGGAGAGAACGGGUGGCCUGGCCCCCAGGGAGACAAGGGAUGGAAAGGGGUCAAAGGAGACAGAGGACCCCCAGGAGAUAAAGGCGAAAUGGUGAUAAUUUCCCCAAAGGGGGAAACUGGGGAUCCUGGACCUCUUGGGGAUGCUGGAAUUCCAGGAGAAGAAGGUGAUAAAGGCAUUCCCGGGAUGCAGGGGAGACAAGGAGAGCCAGGGAGAGAUGGACCCCCUGGAUUCCAGAGAGGACAACCUGGUAGAGAUGGGCAUCCGGGGACUCCUGGGCCACCAGGACCUCCAGGAUCACCUGGGCCGAGAGGGAUCGUAGGUUUCCCAGGAUUACCAGGGGACCAGGGUAUGCCGGGCUUUCCAGGGCUCCCUGGCCUUUCAGGAGUCGAUGGAGCAAAAGGACCUAAAGGAACCCAAGGUGACCCGGCCAGUCAUCUUGGACCACCAGGUCCAAAGGGUGAGCCAGGUAGCCCUGGAAAUCCAGGACACGUUGGAGACCCCGGAGAACAAGGUUUGCGUGGUGUUCCAGGACUCAUAGGACCACCUGGAAACCCAGGACUGCCGGGCUUCAAUGGGCUGCCCGGGCUUCCAGGUCAUGAAGGAAUGCCUGGGCUGAAGGGAGAGCAAGGAGACAUCGGGUAUCCUGGGCCAAGAGGUCCCAUGGGGGAUUCGGGGCCAGCAGGUUCCCCAGGAGUGAAAGGUCCCGAUGGGCCACCCGGCCUGAAUGGCUUGCAUGGGUUAAAGGGUCAGAAAGGAUCUCAAGGUACUCCAGGUUUGUACACAGUAGGCCCACCUGGCCCAAUGGGAGCCCCAGGGUUGAAAGGAGAUCCGGGAGACCCAGGAAGCCCAGGAAUUUCUCCCCCAGGUCCCCCUGGAGAGAAAGGCCCCCCCGGCCCCCCAGGCAGACGUGGGCCACCUGGUCGCGAAGGUGCCAGAGGAAGAGCUCCUGAGUAUGAUACUUUCCACCAGGGUCCCCCUGGAGAUCAGGGACCUCCCGGCCUUGAUGGGCCCAGAGGAAGACCUGGGCCUCCAGGCCCCCCUGGGAGUGUUGAGCUUCUGAAAGGGGAACCAGGUGACCCUGGUUGGCCCGGACCACCUGGCUUCCAAGGUCCAUGCGGUCCUCCCGGAUACAAAGGCUUCCCAGGAUGUGAUGGACAAGAUGGCCCAAAAGGGCCAAUGGGAUACCCAGGGCCGCCGGGGCCACCAGGAAUUCCAGGGCUCCCUGGAGAGAAGGGCUUACCUGGACCUCCAGGCAUGCCAGGGCCCCCGGGCCCCCCAGGGGAGCCCGGACCACCUGCAGACCCGGAAUUCUGCCCCAGCAUCCCAGGGCUUCCUGGGGUGCCAGGCCCAAGAGGACCGGAUGGAGCCACAGGGUUACCUGGAGCAAGAGGCCCCCCUGGGCCAGGGUGCAAAGGCCAACCCGGCCCGGAUGGCAGGAGGGGAGCGGACGGCUUUCCUGGGCCCCCUGGGCCUCCUGGACACCCAGGUGACAAGGGAGAGGCUGGCUGCCCAGGAGCGCCAGGCUUUCCCGGGCCCUUUGGAGAUCCUGGACCCAAAGGAUUGGGGCCUGAACACCUCAGCAGCUUCCUCUUGGUGCUCCACAGCCAGACGGAUGUGGAGCCCGCCUGCCCCGAGGGCAUGCCCAGGCUCUGGACGGGGUACAGUCUGCUGUACCUGGAAGGACAAGAGAGAGCGCACAACCAAGACCUCGGCCUGGCGGGGUCCUGCCUGCCCCUGUUCAGCACCCUGCCCUUCGCCUACUGUAACAUUCACCAAGUGUGCCACUACGCCAGGAGGAAUGACAAGUCCUACUGGCUGGCCAGCGCCGCGCCCCUGCCCCCGCGGCCGCUGUCGGAGGAGGAGAUCCGCCCCUACGUCAGCCGCUGUGCCGUGUGCGAGGCGCCCGCGCCGGCCGUGGCGGUGCACAGCCAGGACCAGGCCGUGCCCCCGUGUCCGCCGGCCUGGAGGAGCCUCUGGAUUGGGUACUCCUUCCUGAUGCACACGGGCGCUGGGGGCCAGGGCGGCGGGCAGGCCCUGGCGUCCCCUGGCAGCUGCCUGGAAGACUUCAGAGCGGUGCCAUUCCUGGAGUGUCAAGGCCGGCAGGGAACGUGCCACUUUUUCGCAAACGAGUACAGCUUCUGGCUGACGGUGGUGAGCCCGCAUUUGCAGUUUUUCUCACCCCCCUCACCAGACACCCUGAAAGAUGGCCAGGCCCAGCACCGGAAAAUCAGCAGGUGCCAGGUCUGUCUGAAGCAGAGCUGA
Condylura cristata (star-nosed mole) is the source of this 5261-nucleotide messenger RNA. RefSeq names its product collagen, type IV, alpha 4 (gene COL4A4). The transcript has 47 exons. Gene Ontology annotation, cellular component: collagen trimer. The record is from RefSeq and is a predicted model, not a curated record. The coding region runs from base 222 to 5261 and encodes 1679 amino acids. Gene Ontology annotation, molecular function: extracellular matrix structural constituent. Lineage: Eukaryota; Metazoa; Chordata; Mammalia; Eulipotyphla; Talpidae.